This is a messenger RNA of Glycine soja, 2105 nucleotides long. Its product is annotated as beta-glucosidase 12-like. Gene Ontology annotation, biological process: carbohydrate metabolic process. The record is from RefSeq and is a predicted model, not a curated record. The coding region runs from base 48 to 1589 and encodes 513 amino acids. Gene Ontology annotation, molecular function: beta-glucosidase activity. Lineage: Eukaryota; Viridiplantae; Streptophyta; Magnoliopsida; Fabales; Fabaceae. The transcript has 14 exons.
CUUUCACACUAAGUUGUGCAUUAAGCAGAAUCAUAAUCUUUCAUCACAUGCAUCAUAUGGCGCUUCUACUUGUCGCUCUCUUGGCUCUUGUUACUACAUUACCAUCGGUUACUGUUGGAGAAGUGCUUUCACCCAUUCUCGACGUUGCUUCACUGAACCGAACCAGUUUUCCCAAGGGCUUCAUUUUUGGGGCAGGAUCCGCAUCGUAUCAGUACGAAGGUGGGGCAAACGAAGGUGGCAAAGGACCAAGUAUAUGGGAUACCUUCACCCACAAAUAUCCAGAUAAAAUUGUGGAUAGAAGCAAUGGAGAUGUCGCAAAUGACCAAUAUCACCACUAUAAGGAAGAUGUUGGGAUCAUGAAGUAUAUGAAUUUGGAUGCUUAUAGAUUCUCCAUCUCUUGGUCAAGAAUUCUUCCAAAAGGAAAGCUAAAUGGGGGCAUAAAUCAAGAAGGAGUCAAAUAUUACAACAACCUCAUCAACGAACUAAUAGCUAACGGCUUACAACCAUUUGUGACCCUUUUUCAUUGGGAUCUUCCCCAAGCUUUGGAAGAUGAAUACGGCGGCUUCUUAAAUCCACGCAUUAUAAAUGAUUUUCAAGACUACGCGGAACUUUGUUUUAAGGAAUUUGGAGAUAGGGUGAAGUAUUGGGUUACUUUAAACCAACCAUAUACUUAUAGUACGGGUGGCUAUGCGAAUGGGGUAAAAGCACCAGGUCGAUGCUCUAAAUGGUUGAAUCCAAAAUGCACUGCUGGUGAUUCAGGGACAGAGCCUUAUUUAGUUUCACAUCACCAACUUCUUGCUCAUGCAGCAGUUGUCCAAGUGUAUAAGAGGAAGUAUCAGGCAUCUCAAAAUGGUGUGAUCGGCAUAACCCUUGUGUCUCAUUGGUUUGUGCCAAUUUCAAAUAACAAAUUAGAUCAAAAUGCUGCUGAAAGAGCAAUUGACUUCAUGCUUGGAUGGUUUUUGGAGCCACUGACAACAGGAAACUAUCCCCAAAGCAUGCGUUCCUUAGUUGGUAAACGAUUACCAAAGUUCUCUAAACAACAAACCAAGUCAAUACUCGGUUCAUUUGAUUUUAUUGGAUUAAACUACUACACCUCUAACUAUGCUAUCCAUGAACCUCAACUAAGGAAUGCUAAACCCAAUUACCUCACCGAUUUUCAAGCGAAACUCACGACUCAACGCAAUGGAAUUCCCAUAGGUUCAAAUGCAGCAUCAAGUUGGUUAUAUGUUUAUCCUAAAGGAAUUCAAGAAUUAUUGCUCUACGUCAAGAAAAAGUAUAACAAUCCUUUGAUUUACAUCACCGAAAAUGGAAUUGACGAGUUCAAUGAUCCAACGUUAUCAAUUGAGGAAGUCCUUAUAGAUACAUAUAGAAUUGACUAUUAUUAUCGUCAUCUUUUUUAUCUUAAAUCUGCAAUCAAGGAUGGUGCAAAUGUAAAAGGAUAUUUUGUCUGGUCGUUGUUGGACAAUUUUGAAUGGGCUAAUGGUUAUACAGUACGCUUUGGAAUGAACUUUGUGGACUACAAAAAUGGCUUAAAGAGAUACCAGAAACUAUCAGCAAAAUGGUUCAAGAAUUUUCUCAAGAAAUAUUAGAAUUUAGCUUGUUGGGUGUGAGGUUGUUUCGGUCUCAGCUAUGACAUCUCAUGUGGAUUUGACCUUACCUCCCCCGGAUAAUAUAUCAUCUGUCUUGUAAGGCUCUAUUUCAUGGAGUUAACUUUACAAUACAUGACUGGAAAUCUAAGAUUAAGUUUGGAAUGUUUUGCCUUAGUCAUUUGGAGAAUGGAUGUUCAGGAGUGUUUGUAAUGGUUGUCUCCUCCAGAUCCCCCAAGGCAUGUAGUCAACGAUCGUUCAUCUUUCAAAUACGCACAUGUGCAACAUAUGCUAGGAUGUAGAUAUGCUUAUUUUUUUUUUUCUUGCAAGUCUUUACUUAUGUCAUGAUAUUUAAUACAUUAUAGACCUUAUGGCGAGUUGUUGGCUUGAAUGGAACCCUGCAAGUUGAGCGUGGAUUCCAAGGACAACAUGGUUACCUAGUGUGUACUUUAGUUUCAGUUACUGGUUUUCAUGAAUAAUCAAUAUCUUAGGUAGCAUCUGAGCUUUACUUUAAUUCCA